AUGACAUUGCUAACUGCUGAAUCGUCUGUACCUGCUUUAAUCCACGGCGAAGCUUAUUCAUUCAUGACACCAGUGCAGUUCAAUCUUGCAGAAAUGCAAGCUGCAAUCGAACAAGGCAAGCAAGCAUAUAAUGAACAACGAUAUACCGACGCUAUCAGGCGAUAUACCACAGUACUUCGUACGCUGUAUGAUGACGUUCUUCCUACUAUUCACCUGAGCUGCGCCGGUGCUUACGAAAUGCAACAUCAAUACGACCUCGCAUUAUCCGAAAGCCAACAUGCGUCUAACCAUCCCGAUUCAUACUUUUCCCAAGCCAGUGCAUACUAUUUUAAGCGCGAAUAUCCAGAAGCCAUCGAUGCCUACAAACGAGGAAUUACCGCCGUCUCACCAACCACGCAUCCGCAGCAACAUAUGAUGCUGGUGCAAAAACAUCAACAAAUCGUAGACGAGUUGAACAAGCGCAAUCAGAGGUUACAGCACAUGUUGCCAUACGAAGUGCUCAGCCGUAUCUUGUCAUUACUAUGCAUCAAGGACCGGGUACGAUUGGCAAGCACAUGUCGCUUUUGGCAUAAAUUCUUAUUGCACGACUGGCCAGACAUGUGGUCACACAUCGAUGCUACGAAAGACUUGGGAAUGUCAACAAGAUUAAUCUCGGGAUGCCUCUCAAAAGCAUUGCCGGCAAAAUUACGAAGCGUUGUUCUGGAAUUUCCGGAUGGUGAUAGUCCCCGCUCUCGCCCGAGUAUAGAUCCAGACCUUAAUGAGGCCAUCGAUGAUGACAACGACGAUGACGACCGAAUGCCACCACCACCACCACCAAUGCUCUUCCCUACUACCAAUGCUGCUCAGAAUCGUCCUGCUGUCCCCUACAGCAUAUCAGGAAUGCUAGUUCCUUCUCAUCACGUGGCGGCUUCUAUCCUAAUGUAUCGUAGAGAACUCCGUAUCGAGUCAUUAGAAAUUGCUGGUUAUAGUGAAAAUCGGUUAUGCGAACUUUUAAAUUCUUGCAAACACAGCUUGAAACGACUCAAACUCACCGAUUGUAACGACCUCGCAUACGAAAAAUACGUGCUCAUCGAUGUUGCUCAAAUUUGCCCAAACUUGCAAUCCCUUACAAUAGUGGAAAGAGACCAACAAGUAUAUUCCAUAAAUGACGAUGAUCACAAUCAUACCAAUGCCGCAGCGAACCGUCCAACACCCCCAUUACCUUCUCCAACGAUCGACCAUAUUAUGCUCCCGCAACUUCCUAACCUGAGCCUGACACGACUUGACUUAUCUCUAUGGGUUCCGGAAUCUUUGCUUGUCGAUAUUUUGAAGAAAUGCCCGAAUCUAGUCUGUCUGGAAUUGAGUUUCCGAGGAAACGGGCUACUUGCUCCCGUACUAGGUGCCACCCAUACCUAUUGUGCGCAGCUACAGUCGCUCCGUUACGGCCCACGGUUCAGUACAGAAAACACCGGGUUUCAUUUCGAUCAGCAACAACAGCAACAGUACCACCCAACUACCACCAUUACUACUACUGGCAAUAGGGGAAGGAGACUCUACGAGAUUUCUGUCAACAUGUGGCACGGCAGUUCUGGCCUCAAGCCUCGACAACGUAAAGAAUUGUUUGAUCGCUUCAAUGCGUUACACCACCAUCACCGUAACACCCUACAAGUUCUGCGCUUCAUUGGAUGUAGCGGUCCUACGGACGAUUACUACGACAUAACAUUACUUGCACAACAUGGAGCACCUUAUUUACGAUCCUUGCAGCUCAAAACAUAUUCCAACGAUUCGCAACUAUUGUCCAGAGCAAUACGAGCUUGUCCUUUAUUGGAGCAAGUUGACAUCCUUUGUUCUCAUUCCAAUUUAGUCGAUGAUUGUGUCCUGGAGACGCUUGGACUGCUGACAAAAUUAAGCCGUCUUUCGAUUGAUAUACAUGCGCAAGAGCAAUGGCCAGAAACGCAGCUAACAUCUAAAGGUCUUACCCGUCUUUUCUUCAGCAACAACUCUCGACUGUCGGACCUUACGUUUCAUUUCAAUUAUGAAACAGCCAAUUCAUAUAUGAAGCAUCAAUUCGUGACUGAUUUAGCAAGGAUCAUCAGUCGAUCGUCAUUUCCUAUCCGUAAACUCGAUAUUCAAGGCAUUUGGUUGUCGCACGAUAUGCUGAUUACGUUCUUUACCCACCUACAAGUCUCGCAAAUCCGUCAGCUGGCGAUAACGCUUCACCGUGAUCGUGAUUCCACGCCCUCCUCGAGACCUGAUUCCCAUCUGCUCGAUCAAAGAGAAAUACGUGCGCUUGGGAUCAUCAAACGUCUUAACUACCUAAAGAUCAAUGAUCCUGAAAAGCUGGUUAGCUCGAACAAUUUAAAACAAAUACUGAAAAUGGCAGCCGAACAUAAUAAGCAGCCUUUUCUUCUCAUCCAUGUCGAGAAUUCUGAGGGCAAGAUGCGAUCCUUUGAAGGCUACCUUGAGCGUGCUCCUAUUACUGCUGCUACUGCUACUGCCAAUGCUGUUAUUGGUGACAAUAACAGUGGGCUACAACAACAACAGCAACCAAUCAUACGAGUACGCGGUCCCGCGCCGAAUACACCAACUGGUGGCUUUACUUUUACACAACAGCAACAACAAGCAUCCCUGUAA
This is a messenger RNA of Zychaea mexicana, 2613 nucleotides long. RefSeq lists its product as uncharacterized. The record is from RefSeq and is a predicted model, not a curated record. The coding region runs from base 1 to 2613 and encodes 870 amino acids. Lineage: Eukaryota; Fungi; Mucoromycota; Mucoromycetes; Mucorales; Lichtheimiaceae. The transcript has 2 exons. Gene Ontology annotation, molecular function: protein binding.